AUGACAAAAGCCCUUAAAAGCGCUAAGGAGGGCUUUCGUAGGCAGCUAAAGCGAAGUCGAACGGCUGCUGACAACGAUGCAGGUCAACCCGCGGCACAGCGUAGCCGCAUCCCUGAAGAGCAAGAAGAAGAAGAAGUUCACGAUCAGGAAAAUCAAAACAGCGAUAUGGAAAGCAUCGAUGACGACAACAACGAGAGAGACGGCAGUCGCAGUGGCAGCGACAAUAAUAAGCAAGACAGCGAGUAUGGCAGCAGACAUAGCAGCGGUCAUGGUAGCGACGAAGAAGAUGGAGGCCACGAGAGCGACCAAACGAACAUCAUUUCAGAUUGA
Arctia plantaginis is the source of this 330-nucleotide messenger RNA. The record is from the annotation of a GenBank genome assembly. Lineage: Eukaryota; Metazoa; Arthropoda; Insecta; Lepidoptera; Erebidae.